Angiostrongylus costaricensis is the source of this 411-nucleotide messenger RNA. NCBI's taxonomy places the organism in Eukaryota, Metazoa, Nematoda, Chromadorea, Rhabditida, Metastrongylidae. The record is from the annotation of a GenBank genome assembly.
AUGCAAAGCAAUGCACGACUAUUGUGGAAAGAUUGGACAAAGUACAAAUAUCGAUUCGAUGUUUUUCUUUUCGAUAUCGAUCUCGUCAGGCGACGUCGAUCAACCGGUGUCGGUCGGUUCGGCCUCGACUGGGUGGUGUGCAGUUGCUGGCCAGCUUCAAUGCCGAACGCAUCCAUCACCCCUAAGACCAAGCGUAACGGUGCCAGACCCGACGUGAUGGAUCGCCUUCUGUCGGCAUUCGAAUCCGCCCGUUUACGAACGAUUGCCGUCGGACCCCCACUACGCGGCGAAGCUCUCGUCGCCGCCAUUUGUAACAGUUGUCCGCAGCCGCGGAGGCCGCGCGACCGUCGCAUCGCGGCCGUGCCCACUGUUGGUCAUCGGCAUCGCCGCACUGAACCGCCUUUAAAUUAG